CAGAUAGCGGCUUUAACCCACGACUCGAACCACAACACCGCACCGCCGCUUCCGCACCACUCGUUUCCCGCACCCAGACACACACGGUGACUUUUGAUAUAACAUAGGCCAGCCAUCUAUUGCUUGCGCAUAGGCUUUUCACUAACACCGCUGCCCACACGGCGGCUUAAUCUCCCCCAUCCACAAAAGCACACGCAUACCCCACACAACAAUAGCCCUCCGGCCAACAUGUCAGGCAAAACCUCUGGCUCCGACGCCAAAUCGCGAGAACAUCACGACGGCAGCGCCGGCCGAGCCUUCACCGUAGAACAAAAAGCCGCCGUAAUACGUAUCAAGCAAUGCGCGCCAACCGCUUACUACAAGAUCCUUGGGCUUGAGGAAGUAAAAGCCACCUGUUCAGACUCGGACAUUAAGAAGGCAUACCGCAAGCUCUCAUUACUUACGCAUCCGGACAAGAAUGGAUACGACGGUGCAGACGAGGCGUUCAAGUUGGUCAGCAAGGCAUUUCAGGUGCUGAGUGACCCGGAUAAGAAGAAGAAGUACGACCAGUUUGGAUUGGACCCUGACGCAAGGUUCGAUCCGCGGGCUGCGGCGGGAGCGAGUGGUGGUGGAGGCCCGAGUCCGUUCGGAAAUGGAUUUGCAAGGAGAGGGCCGGCCGGCUUUGAGGAGGAGAUGACACCAGAGGAACUAUUCAGACAAUUCUUUGGCGGCGCUUUCGGAGGGCCUUUCGGCGGCAUGGACACCGGCCCAGGCUUCGUCUUCAACCUUGGUGGCGGCCCAGGAAUCCGCGUCCACCAAUUUGGCGGCGGCCACCCACGCAGACGCCCCGGCACCGCCGCGCCCCCCGGCUCCGAAGGCCAACAAAACCUCUCUUCUGCGUUUGCGAACCUCCUCCCCCUCCUUUUCCUCUUCGUCCUUCCCCUCCUCUCCUCCUUCUUCUCUUCUUCUUCCUCUACAUCCGCAGGCCCCAACCUCGUCUUCGAAACCCCCCGCACACCUAACACACUCAAGCGCGUCUCCUCUCGCAUAAAAAUCGACUACUACGUCAACCCCAAGGACGUCCACGACUACACUCCUAAAAAAUGGCGCAAGCUUGACGAGGUGGCCGAGCAGCAGUACGUUCACAUUACAAACACGAGGUGUCAGUCCGAGAAAUACAAGCAGAGGCAGCUUAUGGAGGAAGCCCAGGGCUGGUUCUCGGUCGAUAUGGAGGCUAUGAAUAAGGCGAGGAAUAUGGAGUUGAAGAAUUGUAAUAAGCUGAAGAAACUGGGGAUAGAUGUUUACCGGGCGUGACAGUAACUUAUGAUUGUAUUGUUUUUCCUAGGCAUAUUAUGGACUGUGCUAUUCUUCCUGAGUUGUUGGAUUGAAAUUUUUGAUAUGAGCGACCUUUUUCUUUAAUUUUUUUAGUUCAGAUGAGGGUGGGUUUGGGGCCAGAAAAUACUUGUUCAGAUGCACACGCAUGGCGUAUGGGGGUUGGGGGCAUGGGCGUUUUGCUGAUAAAGCGGUGCGGGUGGUUUGUUUCCUGACGCAGCGAUUCGAUGUUCUUUCUCUUCACCAAAAUGAAGUCUUGCUCGGGCUUUUGCGUCCAGG
Messenger RNA from Bipolaris sorokiniana ND90Pr, 1590 nucleotides. RefSeq lists its product as uncharacterized. Lineage: Eukaryota; Fungi; Ascomycota; Dothideomycetes; Pleosporales; Pleosporaceae. The transcript has 2 exons. Bases 229 to 1293 code for a protein of 354 amino acids. Gene Ontology annotation, biological process: cellular response to misfolded protein. Gene Ontology annotation, molecular function: Hsp70 protein binding. The record is from RefSeq and is a predicted model, not a curated record. Gene Ontology annotation, cellular component: endoplasmic reticulum membrane.